Medioppia subpectinata is the source of this 228-nucleotide messenger RNA. Lineage: Eukaryota; Metazoa; Arthropoda; Arachnida; Sarcoptiformes; Oppiidae. The record is from the annotation of a GenBank genome assembly.
AUGUCACAAGCAUUGAAAAGAGCUGUGGAUAAAGUUUGGCCAAAUUUGGCGACUGUUUGGGUGGGAAACGAUACGGACACUGCUUUAGCGUGUAUUGACGACACCAAGUAUGCCAUCAAAUGCAUAGUGAUAUCCGGCACCGGAUCUUGUUGUUACGGCAACAAUGGAUCCAAAACAGCUAAGAUUGGCGGACACGGACACAUCAUUGGUGAUUAUCUUAAUUACUAG